AUCCUUCUGCAGGUAGGUUGCUUUAAGAGUAAAGGGGUGCUGAAAGGCAGGGAGGGUGUUUUCCUGUUAGUAGCAGAAGGAGCUUCCCAACAGCCUGCCUUUCUCGCUUUCUGCCUGGCUCACUACCUUCUAGAGGUAGUGAGUUCUGGGGGAGCCGUGUCCUCAGGUUCCAAAAAGGGCUGGAGAAUAUCGGGGCACCAACCAGCCAGCCAAGCACUCUGGAGGAAAAGGGAGGCUCCUGCACAUUUCCCUUUCCUGCAGGCUUGCCCUGUUUUUUCAUGAUGUCAUGUAUUCAUCAUUGUGAGCUGAUUGGUGGCCCCAGGCCUUGGCCAGCUGCCCGAGGUCAGAAGGGCAAAGAGAAAUCCCAGGACAAAUGUGCAGCAAGCCCCUGAACAUGUGUGGAAAUGUCAUCAGUUCCACCUAGCAAGCCUUGGUGGAAACCGAAGACAGUAAAAGUCAAAAGAUCCUAUUCAUCUUUUCCUUUCCUGAAUGCCUGGGAAGAAUUCAGGGGCCUCUUGCCUGUGGAUAGAGAACCAAACCCUGGAGUGGGCCUGGGUGUGGAGGAGGGACUGCUCUGCCAGAUGGUUCAUUCUCCAGAAUUCAACCUGUUUCCUGACUCCGUGGUGUUUGAAAGCAACUUUGUCCAGGUGAAAAAGGGCAGGAACUGGAUUGACAUCUACAAAGCCUCCUAUACCAUGGCCCUCGGGGUGACCUCCUCUGUGCCCUGCCUGCCCCUUCCCAACAUCCUCCUCAUGGCCAGUGUCAAAUGGCGCCAGGGGCAGAGCCAGACAUGGAACAGACCAUCCAUGGCCCCAAAAAUCAUCUUGAAGAGGAUUCUCCCACUGAAAUUCGUGGAGCUCCAAGUGUGUGACCAGCUUCAGCGCAUCCUGAGGCUGAGGACCGUCACAGAGAAGAUCUACUACCUAAGACUGCACUCCGACCAUCCUGAGAUUGUCUUCUACUUCUGGGUCCGACUAGUUCAAAUUCUGCAGCAGGGCUUGUCCAUCACCACCAAAGACCCUAGGAUUCUCAUCACUCACUGUCUGGUACCCAAGAACAGCUGCAGCCCCUCAGGAGACUCUCAGUUAGUACAGGAGAAACUCCAAGCCUCCCAGACCAGCGACAGCCUCAUGCAGCUGAUGGCCAACGAGGAGAGUGAGACCCUCUCUCAGAUUUUUGCCGACUUGCACCAGCGCAACCGGUUCAGUUCCAGGAGCAGCAAAAAGACAGAGACCAAAAAGGACAGCUCAGAGAAAGAUGCUUCCUCUGAAGACAGCAUCCCUUGCACCCGUGACCUCAGUUGGAGGGAGUCCUUCACCUGUGGAGAGUGGGAAAGAGAGAACCCGUCUGGGCCGCAGCCCCUCUCACUCCUCAGCACGUUGGCAGCCUCCACGAGGCCACAGCUGACCUUGUUCAUAGGAAAUUCUAUUUGAGCCACCCUUUCACACUGGGGAGAAUCUAAGCAGCCCUCACCGACACCACUCCGCGGCAUUCAACUUCCUGAGGGACUCUGGAUAGAGAGGAGAAAGCCGCAACGAAGGAAAAUCUAGAAUGAUCUCAUGCCGGGAGCAUAGCCUUUCCUUGGAGACCUGUUUGGGAACGUGGUUCCAGAUGAGAAGCUUUAUUCCAGCACGUAACUGCGUGAUCUCACCACUGCACAUCCCCACACCUCACCUCACCUCACCUCAGCUCCACCACCAGGCAGGCGCAAGAAGACAUGCUCUCUGAAGGGCCAGGACGGAGGGAGAGAGGAAGAAGGAGAGGGAAGCAGGACCAGAGGAGAGGUGGAGGAGAAGAAAAUGGAGGGAAAGAGGAAGGUGGAAGGAGGAAGCUGGAAAAAAAAAUACAGAGAGGUGGGAAGAGAAGGAAACAGAAGAGACCUGAGAGAGAAGCUGAAGGAAACAAGAGGAGAAAUACACCUCUGAGAGACGCUUCACCUAGCUUCUGUUUAUCUAAUUUAAGACUUGAGAGACCAUAUACCAAAAAAGAACCGUGUUUUCUUCUCUGCUCAGACUACUCUGGACAAGUAGGAGGGGCCAGAUAUGAAUUCUAGCCAAGGGCCUCUCCACUUCCCUUUUUGCCAGUUUUUCUUAUUCGUCCCUCUUUUUCUGAUUCAAGCUCGAACCUUCUUCCUUAGUCCAUUCUGUGACUUGGACUUGCUGACCUGGCCCUGGGGUUCCAAAGGGAGGCCUGGGCCUGAGGCCGAGAGAAGGUUCCUGCAGGAGGUAGUCGGACAAGGUGUGUGAGACGGGGAGUUUCUCUUUUGUGGCCAAACUUGCUCAAGUUGCGAAUGUCUCAGCCCUGCAAACACUGGCUCCGUUUCUUUUGCGUGUGACACCCCCUUGCACCACCAACACACCUUGUAAGCGCUUGGUAAAUGAUCAGUUCCAACGAGAGAACACAGAGGCUCAAAGCUGGAAUAAAAUCAGUGGUUCGUAAAUUAUAUAUAGAUCAAGAGAGUCGCUAAGGAGGGUCUGUUAGAUGGCCCGUGGACCAGCCUCUCUCUCACUGUGCAAUAUUUCACAUUCAAUAAAAACCAGACUAUGAGCACUUCAGAAAGGCUGCCCAGUCUUCCCAUUGGAAAGUGUUUUUGGACGUCUUGCUUUGAGUCAAGAUUUCCCCAGAGGGUCCUUUUCUGCACUGAAGUGGUUUUCAGGCUGAAGCUGUUGGAGGGCUAAAAAGUAAGCUCCUAGAUCACUGUCACUCGUUUCAAGGAUGAGUUGGGUUCUCAUUCUUGGUGGUUUCGAUAUCCACAGCAAUGGUUCUUCCCAUGGUUGCUGUUCCUUGAACUGCUGCCCGAUGGUUCCGUCCUCCACUCUCUUCAGCCACGGACUCCCCUGAUUUUACCCUAGUUCGUCAAUCACUAUACCCCCAGCUCACUAUUCCCGUUCUCUAGUUACGCCGCUUCCUGACUUUCCCCGAGUCCAACAGUCCUUCAACCCCACCAGUCCUACAACCUGUUGCUCCUUCCGGGUUUUCACUGUCUCUCACUUUCCUUAUGUUCUCAUUCCCCUCCCCUCCAGCCUGGAUUCCAUCAUGAAUCAUUAUUAUCACUUCCUGCAUGCACCCUCUACACCUUUGUGUCUCUUCCACUUUAUUCUAGUCACUUGGCUAAGUCCAACCACCCACCAACUCUGUGCCUUCACCAUACCUCUAAGUCUGCCUGGAAAAAAACAUGUGACAUACUAACCGCCACACCUCAAAGUCAUAACCACAAGCAUCAGUAGGGUCCUUAAUGUUGCCUGGAGGUUAUAUGGUGUUUCCCUUAUCUAUUUCCUCUGCUGAAUGGUAAUUUCAUACCUUUUCUCUCUUCAAACCCCCAGUGCCCCCUGAUCACCCACUUUCCCAAUUCAUUGAGAACAUAAGAGCAUGAAAAGACAACUCCAAGCUCUCACUACCCUGUCUGCCAUUUACCUAGAAUCAGAACCAUGGAUCUUAUUUCUUUCCUCGCUGCUAUGGAAAACUGUCUCUGCUCUAAGCAUAGUCCAACUCUCCCCCUUUGGUACUAGAUCUCUUCCCACUCCCCUACUUAAGGGCAUUGCCCUAGACACUCUCCCUUCUUUUUCCUACACCAUCAAUUUGAUCCUCACUCCUAGACCCUUCCCACCAGCAAU
Messenger RNA from Phyllostomus discolor (pale spear-nosed bat), 3614 nucleotides. It is a transcript of the gene GARIN1B, whose product is annotated as family with sequence similarity 71 member F1. The transcript has 7 exons. Gene Ontology annotation, cellular component: nucleus. The record is from RefSeq and is a predicted model, not a curated record. Lineage: Eukaryota; Metazoa; Chordata; Mammalia; Chiroptera; Phyllostomidae. Bases 405 to 1433 code for a protein of 342 amino acids.